CACACCACCAUGUCGGCGCUCUCCAAGAUCGCCCAGCUCGAGCAGGCGUUGACGGAAACCCCGUCCGACCCGAACCCGCUCCUCCCGCUCCUCGCGGCGGCACGGCACGCGGACCCCGAGGUCGCGCACAAAGCUGCCUGGGCGGCCUACCGUGUCUUCGGGGCGCAGCUCGCCGCCGGCCGCGUGGGCGGCAUCACGGGCGAGCCCGGCGCGGCCGGCGAAGCAAAGGACGCGCGCGCAUGGCUCCGCGACCGCCUGCUGGACUUUAUCGGCAUUUUGGGCGGCAUGCUGAGCGACUCGGAAGCGUCGUUGCGCGCAUCCGCGACGCAGCUCCUCUUCGGCCUCCUCCCGCCGCUGAGCGCGGCCGCGCGUGUGCCCCUUCACCUCCCGUACUUCCGGAUGGUGGUGCGCGCGCUCCUCCUCCCGCAGCCGAGCCAGCGCGGCGCAAAAGGCAAGGGGAAGAGCAGGGAGAUCCUUCCCGAGGCGCAGGAGAACGGGGCCGGCGAGCUUCCCGCCGACGUGGUGGAGACCGUCGUCGACGAGUACUGGGCCGCAUACGAUGAUCUGCGCCUCUUCUUUUUCCGCGAGGUGGCGGCGCUCGUAGCCGCCAACGAGGUCGGGCAAGAGGCCGUGAUGGCGCAGCUGGCGCCGCUCACAAACCUCCCGAAGAAGCAGGAGGACAUCAACACGUUUUUCGUGCCGGGGCUCGAAGCGGGCGAAGAGAAGAGCAAGAAGGCCAAGACGGGCGCGAAGAAAAAGGGCAAGGGCAAGGACAAGGAGCUGGACGCCCUGCCGGAGUGGAUGGAGACGUACGACUCGGCGUCGUCCGACGACGAGCCGGCGGGCGGCAAGCGCAAGCGCACGUCGGCGCUCGGCACCGCGGCGGCGGUUCACUCGCUUGCGGCGCACACGAACGCCUACACUUCGGCAUGGGAGGCUGUGCUCUCCCGCCCCCUCAGCGAGGCGUGGACGCGCCGCGUCCUCGCAGGCCUGCACGGGGAGCGCGGCGUGCUCGCGCACUGGGCGCCGGCGCGCCGCGUCCGCCUCGCCGACUGGCUCGGCGGCACAGUCGACGCGGGCGGCGCGCACGCCCUGCUCGCCAUGAACGGCCUCUUUGUCCUCAUGACCGCGUACAACCUCGACUACCCCCGUUUCUACGAGCGCCUGUACGCGCUCCUCGACGGCGAGGUGCUGCACGCGCGCUACCGCGCGCGCUUCUUCCGUCUGCUCGACACGUUUUUGCGCUCGCCCAUGCUUGGCGCGGCGCUCGUCGCGGCUUUCAUCAAGCGCCUCGCGCGUCUCGCGCUCGCCGCCCCGCCCGCGGGCGCCGUCCUCGUCAUCCCCUUCGUGUACAACCUCUUCAAGCGGCAUCCGGGGACGAUGGGCAUGCUCCACCGGCUGCCGGAUGAGAUGGAGGGAGACCCGUAUGAUGAGAACGAGGUCGUGCCUGGUAAAUCCAAGGCGAUUGACAGCUCGGUCUGGGAGCUGGCCGCGCUCAAGAACCAUUAUCUCGCGAGCGUGGGGACCAUGGCUAAGAUCUUCAGCGAGCAGUUCACAAAGCCAGAGUUCAACCUUGAAGAUUUCCUCGACCACGGAUACGGCACUCUCUUCGAAACAGAAACAAAACGUCGCAUCAAAAACGCGCCCGCGCUCAGCGUGCAACUUGAGCUCGGGCAACCUGCAGACAUCGCACCGCUGUUCCCCUCGGCAGGGCACGAGGGCGAGCGCGAUGCGGUGAGCGAGCUAUGGGCGUUCUAGACCGGGCGGAUCAGAUGGCGGGAUGAUGCUGCACACAGGGUUUUUAGAUACAAUACAUGUACUAGGUCAUGGCGAUUUGUCACUGUGACCGUUCAGG
Cutaneotrichosporon oleaginosum is the source of this 1855-nucleotide messenger RNA. RefSeq lists its product as uncharacterized. Gene Ontology annotation, cellular component: nucleolus; Noc4p-Nop14p complex; small-subunit processome. Lineage: Eukaryota; Fungi; Basidiomycota; Tremellomycetes; Trichosporonales; Trichosporonaceae. The record is from RefSeq and is a predicted model, not a curated record. Gene Ontology annotation, biological process: ribosome biogenesis.